CAAAAAAGUAAAAUAAAAAUGUUGACAAUGGGAUGAGAAGUUCCGGGAUUUCGUGACAUCAUGAGGUUUAUUAUGUAAAAGAACCCGAACCGUGAUGACAUCAUAGUUUCCGGAUUAAUCCAUUUUUUUCCCAUCCAGGAAGCACAUGAAUCAAGAAAUGUGUAUUUAAUUUCAAGAUUAGAAUAUUGUUUAUACAGGAGAUUGUGAAAAGUUUGUAAGAUUUCUUGUUCUCAAUCAAGAGACGUUUUCAUGUUUUUCUGCAAGUUGUGUUUUGAAACAUAAAGACAUAUAAAUGCUUCUAACCGUACAGUCCACAGACAGAAGGAUAGGCACGCUUUGGGUGUGAGGAUUAUUAAUUCAAAGAUCACUCAACAGAUUUUGCUAUGCUUACAACAACGUGGGAUACAAGAAAGCGUUAAUUAGGGACUUUGCUCCCGGGAACUGAAAACUCCCAUUCCAUUCUAAAGGAUGACGUCAGAAACCACGUGGUUCAUUAUCUCCCUUUGUUUGCUCCAGAUGGUUUGCCCUGUCUUAAGCGGGUUUGAAAAGGUGUGCACGUUUGAGACGUACAGGCGCGGCGUGCACCAGCAAGGCGCGUGCGGGGACAACCUGGCGGACAUGCUUAGACUUGUUUGCCGUAAAUACAAGCGGUCGGGUGGAACGCGACCAGACAAAACAUAUGAUGUGCUGAAACGUGCGAAUUUCACAGGUGGCGGGUUAAGCCCGCCACAAAUACAGGCAAGAUCCGCUCCCUGGAAGUCGGUCUUGAAGAGAAUGAUGGUGUCCAAAGAGAAAGCACUCGCCUUCAUCGCCAACAAUCUGGAUUUCCAUCGCCGCAAGAAGAAAGGAUCUCCGUAUAAUUUAGAUAAACGCUAUGGCGACAUCAAUAUCGUCUGCGAGUGCUGUUACCAUAGCUGCAGUGUGGCGGAGUUUGAGGAUUACUGCGCAGAGUGAAAACUAUUCUGCUGGACAUGCGGAUGCGCAUUUUUUUUUUAAUUUUCCCGUUUGAAAGAUUCUGUAUAAAUUGGACUAUAUUUCU
Messenger RNA from Magallana angulata, 1039 nucleotides. Its product is annotated as con-Ins Im1-like. NCBI's taxonomy places the organism in Eukaryota, Metazoa, Mollusca, Bivalvia, Ostreida, Ostreidae. Gene Ontology annotation, cellular component: extracellular region. Bases 469 to 954 code for a protein of 161 amino acids. Gene Ontology annotation, molecular function: hormone activity. The record is from RefSeq and is a predicted model, not a curated record. The transcript has 4 exons.